Rhizoctonia solani is the source of this 969-nucleotide messenger RNA. Its product is annotated as Transposon Ty3-G Gag-Pol polyprotein. Lineage: Eukaryota; Fungi; Basidiomycota; Agaricomycetes; Cantharellales; Ceratobasidiaceae. The record is from RefSeq and is a predicted model, not a curated record. The transcript is spliced from 2 exons. Bases 1 to 969 code for a protein of 322 amino acids.
AUGUCACACUGGAAGAAAGGGACCAUUGCUGCGCAUCAGGGCUAUGCGUCAAGUGCAGACAAAAGGGGCAUGGCAUCAAACAAUGCCCCAAUGGCUGGAAAGCCACAAUCAAGGAAGCAGCUAAGGAUUACCAUCAAACCCUUGGUUUCAAAAAUAGAACUGCAUGUAUCUGUCUUGGAAUUUGUAAAUAUUGCUACAGACUCCAACAAAAAACCACUCCUAUUCAUAGACCUAAUACUGCGUGACUACCCAACAGACCCAAUUAAAACCCUCAUUGAUUCAGGCGCUACCUCUAAUUUCAUAUCCCCUGCUCUAGUAGAAAAACUCAAAAUCCCAAAAACCCUACUCAAAAACCCACAAGUAGUGAGAAUGCUAGAUGGUACUAUAUCUCAGACUGGUUGUAUCUGGCACCAGGUUCAACUUGUGGUUUUGGCCAAUGGCCACCCCCAUUCCAUUCCUUUCCUUGUAUGCCCCAUAGGAAACACGCCUGCCAUACUAGGCAUGACAUGGCUCACCCAGGAGUCACCCCUUAUUGACUGGUUGCUAGGUACCAUUGCCUUCCCUGAGCAAGUACAAAUUGCAUCAGAGGAAGAAGCAGACCCUGAUCCUUUGGCCAAACUACCCACUGAAUACCACAAGUCUGCCCAGGGCUUUGGCAAAGAAGAAUUUAAGGUCCUUCCUCCUCAUAGGGAGUGUGAUAUUGCAACCAACCUGCUCCCUGAUGCCAAGCUUUCUCCUGGACCAAUUUAUGGCAUGACCAACGCAGAAUCUAAGGCGCUUAAACAGCACAUUGACAAAGAAUUAGCAACAGGCAAGAUCCGCCCUAGCACUUCAUCUGCUGGUGCCCUGGUUAUGUUUGUAAAAAAGGCUGAUGGAUCACUACAACUAGUUGUUGACUAUAGGAAGCUCAAUGAAGUCACCCAUAAAAACAUUUACCCACUUCCUAGACAGGAUGUGUUAUGGAUAUGA